This is a messenger RNA of Drosophila santomea, 1604 nucleotides long. RefSeq lists its product as uncharacterized. The transcript is spliced from 5 exons. The record is from RefSeq and is a predicted model, not a curated record. Bases 120 to 1235 code for a protein of 371 amino acids. NCBI's taxonomy places the organism in Eukaryota, Metazoa, Arthropoda, Insecta, Diptera, Drosophilidae.
CGACGGUCACACCAGAAAUACAGCCAAACAAAACAACAAAAACCAUUGCGACCGCUAACAAAUAUAUAUCUUUCAACUUGACUCAUUCGCAUUCCGGUUGACUGUGUCGCGCCUGCAGCAUGUCUGAGAAGCCGACUGUUCUGAUUUUGGGUGGCUGCGGCUUCAUUGGACGCAACUUGGCCACUUAUCUGCUGGACAAUGAACUGGCGCAGGAAAUACGACUGGCCGAUAAGACGCCGCCGCAGAUGGCAUGGCUGAACGAGGAGCAGACGCGGGUCUUCGAGAGCGAUCGGGUGGAGUUCUGCAGCGCCAACCUCAUAAACGCCGCCUCUUGCAAGGCGGCUUUUGCGCCACACCCCACCACCGGCCGGGCCUGGGACAUCGUCAUCAAUUGUGCGGCCGAGACGCGUGCCAACCAGGAUGAUGCCGUCUACAAGGAGGGCAUCCUGAAGCUCAGCCUGAACUGUGCCAAUGAGGCGGCUAAUCAGCGGGCCAAACGGUACGUGGAACUCAGCUCCGGAUGUGUGAACAGCAGCGAGAAGACGCCGCUGAAAGAGGACUGCAAAUCGGAUCCGUGGACGGGCGUGGCCAAGCAGAAGCUGAAGGUGGAAAAGGAACUGGCCAACAUUGACGAUCUCAGCUACACGGUCGUCCGUUUGCCCGUGGUCUAUGGCAUUGGCGAUAAGCGCUAUUUGAUGCCGCGCAUUAUAAUCGCUGCCAUUUACAAAUACCUCAACGAGACAAUGAAGCUGCUGUGGAACGAUGCCAUGCGUUUGAAUACGGUGCACGUAUCGGACGUGUGCGCUGCCGUUUGGCAAUUGGCUCAGAGUCCCAAGACCGCCGGCCAGAUCUACAACAUUUGCGAUGAUUCAGCAUCGACGCAGGGCACCAUUAGUAAUCUUUUGGUGGAUAUUUUCGACAUUAAUUUGGACUUCUUCGGCCUUGUAAUGUCGAAUUUGGCAAAACUUUAUCCCACGGACACCGUCAGUGAAAUCAACGACAAGCACAUGGCACCCUGGGCCGAGAUAUGCCAGCGCAAUGGCAUCGACAACACUCCGCUGACACCCUACCUCGACGAGGAGCAGCUCCAGCACAAGCACCUAUACUUGGAUAACACGAAACUGAAAGACUUUGGCUACGUGCUGAAGCAUCCGAAAGUCACUCGCGAGCUGCUUAUGGAGAUGAUCAACGACUAUGUGAAGCAGCAAUUGUUUCCAAAAUCGUUGGUUCUUUGAUUCACUACUCCCAUCAGAAGAUUGCACAACGUUGACAUGCACUCGGACCCGGAGAUAUACUAUCCCAGUAGCUUGUAGUCCACUAGUUCUUUAAACACUUAUCAAUCCACUUCCAAUUUGUAUACGGAUUUGACACGGAUACUCUCGCAUGUACGCUGUGCUGUAUCUCCGUUUUUUAUUAUCACAAAAGUGUACUUAUAGUAUUAUAGUAGAACCCAUAUAUAUUUUUGAUACAUUCCAGUCGAUCCAGCGAUAUAUACGUUUUUGCGUACGAGUACAUUAUAAUUGAGACUAACAAUUUGUAUUCCAUUGUGAUUAGCUAAGUGACCAACUCCAUUCGACAAUUAAAAUGCACUUGUUUAGAGUUUA